AUGGGAACCCAGAGACAGGUCGAGCAGCAGCAGGAGGGAGACACGAGAGCAGGGCGUCGGGGCCACGGAGGAAUGCAAGCGGCCACUCGCUUCGAUCUGACUCAUCGAGUGGGAGGAGAGACGGGUGGUUCUGGUGGCGGAUUAGGUAGUGGCGAGGGAGUGGAAGGCGGGGGAUCGGGGCAUGGGAGGAAGCACAGCAGAGUGUCCACGAUGACCCACCUGCUGGAUUCCGAGCUGCUCCAGCUAGAGGAGGACAUGGCUCGGGAGGUGGCUCGGCAGGAGAAGCUGGCAGACGUGAUUGCCAUUGCUGGGGGCGACAUGCCGCAGCUGCCAGUGCAGGAGCUAGAGGACAAGGAGGAGAGGCAGUUGCACCGCGAGGUGACGCAUAUGGGCGGCGAGCUGCGGUCGAUGCGGCGGGUGCUGCUGGAUCUGAGUGUGGAGCGGUGCAACGUGGAGCGGGCUCUGGAGCACGUGCACUGGCAGGUGGACUCGUUCGACGCCGUCAAGGCCAUGCAUAGCACGCAGUUCCACCUGCUGCAGCUGAUGGCACAGACGGAGGUGCUAAAGGACCUGCUGCAGAUGGAGAGGGAGGAGAACGAGCACGUCGAGAGCUUUGUGCGCCUCGCCCUGGCCGACCUGGAGGCCAGCGGCCCCAACAGCUUCCUUCUCGAGGCGUCCUCUGUGGACCUGCUGGAAACCCUCACCGCCUGCUACAUCAACCAGGGCUCCGGCUUCACCCCCCUGGCUGGCACUGGCGCUGCUGGUAUGGGCUUCGGUGGCGCUGCUGCUGGUGGGGAAGGGGGGUUGUGGGGGAGCGGGAGGAGGAGCCGGCGGGAGCAGGUGGUGCAGGGCGGGGAGUGGGGGAUAGGCGCAGGAGAGGGGGGUUUUGGGGGGAGUGGAGAGGAGGGAGGGGAAUUUGGGGAGGGUGAGGGGGGUGGAGGGGGGUUAUGGGAAGGAUUACCCACAGGCUUACCAGGGUAUGGGGAUGGGGAGGAUGAGGAUGAGUAUGAAGGGGAGGGGGAGAGGGAGAGGGGCCGACAUGGGAGUGCGCAUGGCGGGAGGCACAACGGAGAAGCCAGUAUUACAGUGGGGUCUAGAGGGAUGGGCAGUGGUAGGCGGAGCAGCAGCAGCGCCAGCAGGAGAGUGGCUCGCUCUCACAGUACCAACUCCCCUGGCUUUCCAGGGGGCAGCAGGGACGGACACACGGACCUGGGGUCAGGGUUUGAGGGCGAGGGGGAGGGUUCUUCUGGGGGAGGUAGUCCUGUUGCUGGUGUGGGGGGUGCAAGAGCGGGUUUGCCUCUGGGGGUGUCUGAACGGGUUCGAACUCGCAGUCUGCGUCGCCACCGCAGCAGGCACUCAGAGGAUGGGUUUGAACCCAGCCGUCUGGGCGGCAGCCCUGGGCGCUACAGUCCGGGGCAUGCCGCCCUUGAGCACGCCGGGAGCGGCUCGCCGCCCAUGGCGUCACACUCGCCGCCCAUCGUUCCUCGCUCGUUCACCCACCAUGGGGUUGCGGCUAGCAAGCUUUCGCAGGCAGGAGCAGGUGGAACGGCAGGCGUGGGGUAUGCUCAUGCGCGUGACAGUUCUCAUGACAAUGCUUUUGAUGGUGAUGAGGAUGACGAUGGGUCGGUGGGGAGUGAGGAGGACGAGGAGUACGCUCGUCUCAUGGGGCUCGGAGGCUCGGAAAUGCGUCUGCAGGAUCCGCAGCAGCAGCAGCAGAAGCAGCAGGCGCUGGUUCGGCGGUCAGCCACGGCGCCAAUCAAGUCACUCAGGUCUGGGGCGUCCCCGGGCCUGGCGGGAGGCUCGGGAAGCAUGCACGAACGGGAGGUGCGGAAGAGUGGUUCGGACGAGGCGGAGGAAGGGGGGAGGGGGAGGAGGGCAGCGAGGGGGCAAACGGUGCUGCCUGUGAUGUCUAGAUUGCUGGACCCGGAUGGGAUACUGCAGCCUCACGAGAGUCAUCUGGGGGACUCGUCCUUGACUGCGUCUCCUGCUCGAUCAGAAGACUCAACUAUGGAUCCCAUGGCCCAGCUCCCUGGUCUCACCCCGAGCAUGCUCUGUGCAAGCCGCAGCCCCGACCGCCCCCGUCCCGCCCCGCGCCCCCGCCCGCCUAUCAGCAAGUUCGCCUCCUCCCCCAGUUCCGCGCUUAACACUGCUGCUGCCUCAUUCAUUCCCAGUUCUGCCCCAACCAGUAGCAGCGUUGCUGGUCUGGGGGGUGAUCGGCCCCCUGCUGCAGCUGCAGCUGCGUCAGUGCCAGCAAUAGCAGCAGGAGCAGGAGCAGGGGGGGCAGCAGGGUCCUACCCAUCAAUGGAGCCAAUCCCCAGUGCUAUUGCCCGAACCCGCUCUGCCGGAUCUGACUUCCUCGAGCGAGGCUCGGCCGGGGCUGCUGGUCCGGUAGCUGGGCUGCUUAAGACAGUCAGGUCUAGGGAGAGAUCUCGCAGCGGCAGUGGGGGCAGGGGGGAAGGGGGAGGAGGCGGGGGCAGCAGGGGUGGUUCGUGGGGAUCGGCAGGUUCACUGGGAGAGCUUGUGGGGGAAGAGGACUUAGAAGCAUUCAUGGAUUAUGAGAGCCAGGGAGGAUCCGGGUCCGAUGUGCGCAGGCGCACACGGGCGGGUAGAGGGGGGAUGGCUGCAGGAGGAGGGGGAGGAGGAGGAGGAGGAGGAGAGAGUGGGAGUGGAGGGAGGGAGUGGGGCGGGGCAAGGGAGAGGUCUCUCGGGGACAUUUUAGAGUCGGUGGUGUCAUCGAGUGAGGCUGAGAUGGCGGAUAAGCGCAGGGACAGGUGGCGCCGAUCCAAGGACAAGAUCCUACGGUCGAAAUCGCGCAAGAGCGAUAAGGCUGGCGCUGCUGCUGGUGCUGGUGCUGCUGGUCGGGCUGGGGGCGGCACCACUGGUGGGGCUGGCAGUGCUGCUGGUGCUGGGAGCGGCGGGUUUAGAGGCAGGAGAGAGAAGGCGCAUGGAUUCGGUUCAGAUGCCACUUUUGCUGAGGAAUUCGAGGAGGAGGGUGAGACAGGGGAUGGAGGGGCGGGGGGCAUGCAUGCCAGCAAGCUGUCUGUGGCAUCAGUGGACUCUCUCAGUCGCUGGAAUUCUGUUCCCGCUGUCUCUGAUGAUUGGGUCGACUCUAUAAGCGCUUCUGCUCCUCCUCCUGCUGCCGAGUUGGGAGAUCAGCAGUGGGAGGUGGAGGGUGAGGGCGCCAGCACAGGCAUAGCUGCAGCAGCAGUGGCAGCAGCAGGGGGUGCAGCAGAGGGUGCAGCAGAGGCAAGUGCAGGAGAGCUGGCAAGCGUGGAAUCCGCCCCAGCCUUUGACUCGGACGCGGUCAGCAGAGGUGGCGAGGGGGGCGGCAGCAGGGCACAGGAGCGCUCGCAGUAUCUCCGACAUGCCCCCACGCCCUCGCUCAGUCUCCAUUGCUGA
This is a messenger RNA of Closterium sp. Naga37s-1, 3399 nucleotides long. NCBI's taxonomy places the organism in Eukaryota, Viridiplantae, Streptophyta, Zygnematophyceae, Desmidiales, Closteriaceae. The record is from the annotation of a GenBank genome assembly.